CAAGGACAAUUUUGCUGUCUAGGGUCUGGAUUAAUUGGUAGGACUAUAUACAAAGAACCAUAACAAGCACAAUACUCGAAUUUAUUUAUUCACUAUCCUGUCCAAUAUAAAACUAACGGAUAUAAAUAAACCAAUGAGGUAUCUAUUUCACCAAAAUAAUCAUUCAAAUACUGACAAAGACCAAAUGCCAGAAAGAUGCUUUGAGAAAUCCCACUUUCCAUUCCAUAUAGACCCCCUCCAUCUUUGCGAGAGCUAAACUAUAUCUUUCAAACACUCAAAGUAGAAGGAAAUGGCUCUAUUUUAUGAAACUCUUCGAAGCUCAGUUGGUAUAGAAGGGUUCUACCCUAAUAUCUCUACGGCGUCGACAAUCUUCACAGUGCUAGCCAUGGUAGCAGGUGUAUUGGGCUAUCUAUAUAGGCCCUAUUGGGGGGUAAGAAGGGUGCCUGGUCCACCAGCUGUCCCACUGGUAGGACACCUGCCCUUGAUGGCAAAGUACGGCCCUGAUGUGUUUUCAGUCCUUGCCAAACAAUAUGGUCCUAUUUUCAGGUUUCAUAUGGGUAGACAACCCUUGAUAAUCGUAGCAGACCCAGAGCUUUGUAAAGAAGUUGGAAUAAAGAAGUUUAAAGACAUCCCAAAUAGAAGCAUUCCCUCACCUAUCGCAGCCUCCCCACUUCAUCAAAAGGGUCUCUUUUUCACAAGGGAUUCUAGAUGGUCGACUAUGAGAAACGCAAUAUUAUCUGUCUACCAACCAUCCCACUUAGCAAGCCUAGUUCCAACCAUGCAAGCUUAUAUUGAAUCUGCCACUGAAAAUCUUCAUUCAUCUAAAGAAGACAUCACUUUUUCUAACCUCUCACUCAGACUGGCCACUGAUGUUAUUGGACAAGCUGCUUUUGGGGUUAACUUUGGCCUAUCCAAAUCACAAUCAAUCAGUGAAUCAAUUAGGACUACGGAUAACCAAUGCAGUCAAAAUGAUGAAGUCUCUGACUUCAUCAAUCAACACAUCUACUCCACAACGCAACUUAAGAUGGACUUAUCUGGUUCUCUUUCAAUUAUAAUAGGUCUACUUGUCCCCAUAUUACAGGAGCCUUUUAGGCAGAUUUUGAAAAGAAUACCAGGAACUAUGGACUGGAAAGUUGACAGGACUAACAAGAAGUUGAGUGGUCGGCUUGAUGAGAUUGUAUCAAACAGAAUGAAAGAGAAUAACCGAGGUUCAAAGGACUUCUUGUCUCAAAUAUUGAGUGCAAGGGAAUCAGAGAAUGUGGCUAAGAAUGUUUUUACUCCGGACUACAUUAGUGCUGUUACUUACGAGCACCUUCUUGCUGGCUCAGCAACAACAGCCUUUACAUUGUCAUCAAUUGUAUAUUUAGUUGCUGGACAUCCAGAGGUGGAGAAAAAACUGCUGGCAGAGAUUGAUGGGUUUGGGCCGCAUGGCCUGGUGCCAACUGCUUAUGAUCUCCAACAUAAAUUUCCGUAUCUUGAUCAGGCGAUUAAAGAGGCUAUGAGGUUCUACAUAGUUUCUCCAUUAGUUGCGAGAGAAACAUCAAAAGAAGUGGAGAUAGGAGGUUACCUUCUGCCUAAGGGAACGUGGGUCUGGUUAGCACUUGGAGUCCUAGCAAAAGAUCCAAAGAACUUCCCGGAGCCAGAUAAAUUUAAGCCGGAAAGGUUUGACCCAAACUGUGAAGAAGAGGAACGAAGGCAUCCUUAUGCUCUCAUACCCUUUGGAAUUGGGCCUCGGGCAUGCGUUGGCCAAAAGUUCUCCUUACAAGAAAUCAAACUCUCCUUGAUACAACUGUAUCGGAAAUAUACAUUUCGACAUUCUUCCAACAUGGAAAAACCUUUGGAGCUUGAAUUUGGCAUAGUUCUCAACUUCAAACGUGGUGUAAAGCUCAGAGUCACAAAAAGAACAUGAUUAAUGUAUCUGG
Durio zibethinus is the source of this 1922-nucleotide messenger RNA. RefSeq names its product cytochrome P450, family 711, subfamily A, polypeptide 1 (gene CYP711A1). NCBI's taxonomy places the organism in Eukaryota, Viridiplantae, Streptophyta, Magnoliopsida, Malvales, Malvaceae. The record is from RefSeq and is a predicted model, not a curated record. Gene Ontology annotation, molecular function: heme binding; monooxygenase activity; iron ion binding.